This is a messenger RNA of Gossypium raimondii (Peruvian cotton), 3872 nucleotides long. Its product is annotated as tetratricopeptide repeat protein SKI3. Gene Ontology annotation, cellular component: Ski complex. Lineage: Eukaryota; Viridiplantae; Streptophyta; Magnoliopsida; Malvales; Malvaceae. The transcript has 22 exons. Bases 168 to 3698 code for a protein of 1176 amino acids. The record is from RefSeq and is a predicted model, not a curated record. Gene Ontology annotation, molecular function: protein binding.
UUUAGCUAUUCUUUUCCCUUUUUUUCGUUCAAAGCACCAUCCGUAGCUCUCGGUUCAUAUAAUAUACGUAUAUUAGUUACAAAUAUUAUGCAUACGAGAUAUAGAAUGCAAGCUAGAAGUAUAUAGGGUUUUAAGGAUUCCCGGUUACAUUCGCAAAAAAAAAAAAAAUGGAAACAACGGGUGAGCUGGAGGGAGAAGAAAGAAGGCGACUGGAGGAGUUGCUCGAAAGCAAUCCCGAUGACUCUUCCCUUCAUUUUCAACUUGGAGUAUGCUUGUGGGAGACUCAGACGGAGAAAGAGAAAGCGGCGGAGCAUUGGGUGAUUUCCGUUAAACAAAACCCUAAGAACGCAGCUGCCUUUACCUACUUGGGCCAUUACUACGCCACCGUUUCGGUCGAUAUCCCCAGAGCCAUCAAGUGUUACCAGCGAGCUUUAUCCCUUAAUCCCGAUGAUUCCGAUUCUGGGGAAGCUUUGUGUGAUUUGUUGGAUAGUCAAGGCAAGGAGACCUUGGAGGUUGCAAUUUGCAAAGAUGCUUCUCACAACUCUCCCAGGGCUUUCUGGGCUUUCCGCCGAUUGGGUUUUCUCCAGGUGCAUCAAAAGAAAUGGUCUGAAGCUGUACAAAGUCUUCAACAAGCUAUUCGGGGCUAUCCGACUUCUCCUGAUUUGUGGGAAGCUCUUGGUCUUGCCUACCACCGGCUUGGCAUGUUUACUGCUGCUAUUAAGUCCUAUUCACGUGCAAUUGAAUUGGAAGAUACAAGAGUCUUUGCGCUAAUUGAAUGUGGAAACAUCUUUUUGAUGCUUGGUUCCUUUAGAAAGGGAAUUGAACAAUUUCAGCAAGCACUAAAGAUCUCGCUACAAAACAUGUCUGCACUCUAUGGACUUGCGUCUGGACUGCUAGGUAUGGCAAAAGAAUGUAGAAAUUCAGGAGCGUUCAGAUGGGCAGCUUCAUUAUUAGAGGAUGCACGUAAAGUUGCAGAAGCUAGCAUCAAAUCAGCUGGAAAUUCAUCAUGUACAUGGAAGUUGCAUGGUGAUAUUCUGCUUACAUAUGCACAAGUUUUUCCAUGGACAGAGGAGAGCCAGGGUUUAGAAUACAAUGCAGAAACUUUCAAGAACUCCGUAUAUUCAUGGAAGAAUACCUGUGGUUUGGCUGCUAUAUCUGCCAGAAACUCUUAUCAACGAGCUUUGCACUUAGCUCCAUGGCAGGCUAAUAUCUACAUUGACAUUGCAAUUAGUUCUAAUCUUAUCUCUUCUUUCAAUCAGGAUAACACACUUGAUAAGUGUACUUGGAAGUUACCCGAGAAGUUGACACUGGGGGCUUUAGCACUAGAGGGUGAGAACUCUGAGUUCUGGGUGGCUUUGAGCUGUUUGUCUGAGUGUAAUGCACUUAAGCAGCACUCGUUAAUCAGGGGACUGCAGUUGGAUGUGUCUUUAGCCUAUGCUUGGGCAUAUCUUGGAAAGCUUUAUAGAGAAGAGAAUGAGAAGAAAUUGGCUAGGCAAGCAUUUGACUGUGCUAGAGGUAUAGAUCCAUCGCUGGCAUUACCAUGGGCUGGGAUGUCAGCUGAUGCUCAUACUGGGGAUUCAACACCAGAUGAUGCUUUUGAGAGCUGCCUACGUGCUGUGGAGAUAUUUCCGCUUGCAGAGUUCCAAAUUGGACUUGCUAAGCUUGCUUUACUUUCUGGGAACCUUUCUUCUUCGCAGGUAUUUGGAGCUAUCCAGCAGGCUGUGCAACGGGCACCGCACUACCACGAAUCCCAUAAUUUAUAUGGGCUAGUUCACGAGGCACGUAUGCAGUUUCAAGCUGCCAUUGCUUCUUACAGGCUAGCUCGCUAUGCCAUCAACAUUUCUUUAGGCACUGUCCUCAAAUCUCACUUGAAAGACAUAUCAACAAAUUUGGCUAGAUCACUUAGUAAGGCAGGGAAUGCCAUUGGUGCUGUGCAAGAAUGUGAAGACUUGAAGAAAGAAGGUAUGCUUGAUGCUGAAGGUUUGCAAAUAUAUGCUUUCUCCUUAUGGCAAUUGGGUGAGAAUGAUUUAGCCCUCUCUGUGACUAGGGCCCUGGCUGCCAGCGUUUCUACCAUGGAUAGGAUAUCUGCAGCUGUGUCUGUUAGUUUCAUUUGUAGAUUGCUGUACUACAUUUCUGGACCGGAUUUAGCAAUUGGUAGCAUUCUGAAAAUACCGAAGGAAUUAUUUCAUAGUUCAAAAAUAAGCUUUAUUGUGUCUGCCAUUAACGCUCUGGAUCAGAAUAAUAGGCUAGAAUCGAUUAUUUCAAGCAGUCGAUACUUUCUUGCAUCACAGGAGGAGAUCACUGGGAUGCAUUAUCUAAUAGCACUUAGCAAACUGAUUAAACAUGGGACAAAGCACCACCUUGGGUUUCAGAAUGGAGUCAACCAUCUUAGAAAAGCUCUUCACAUGUACCCUAACAGUAUUUUAAUAAGGAACCUACUUGGUUAUAUUUUGCUAUGCAGUGAAGUAUGGGGAAAUAGUCAUGUGUCAAGUAGAUGUUCCAUCGUUGACGAUUCUGACUCUAAGAACAAAGAGGGCUUAAAAUCGGCCUGGGAGAUUUCCAGUGCUGGGGCAGUUGCUUGCCAUGCGAUCGGCAAUAGUGAACCGAGAUUCUCUUUCCCAACAUGUAGCUGUCAAUGCACGAGUUCUGGAGCUAUGCAAGAAUUGCAGAAGUGCUUACGGCGAGAGCCAUGGAACCAUAAUGCCCGAUACUUGCUUAUCCUUAAUCUUUUACAGAAAGCACGUGAAGAGAGAUUUCCUGUAAACAUCUGUAUUGUUCUUGAGCGUCUCAUAAGUGUGGCUCUUUCUAAUGAGUUCUAUUCUGGAAAAGAAGCCAUUUGUCAAUAUCAGAAGUUUCAGAUUUAUUUAUGUGCUUCUGAAAUUCUUUUGCAAAGGGGGAAUAUAAUGGGCUGUAUUGACCAAGCCAAAAAUGCUUCAGUACUUUCUCUUCCGGAUAGCUUCCAGUUUUUUGGACACUUACUAUUAUGUCGUGCCUACGCUGCAGAAGGAAAUUUAAAAUUUUCUAAAGAAGAGUAUGAGAGGUGCUUGGAGCUUAAGACAGAUUUUCUAGUUGGUUGGCUAUGCCUAAAACUAAUGGAAUCUCAAUAUGAAGAGCAACCUGCUUCAAAUAUUUUUGAGUUAGCCUUCAAGGAAGGCUCAGAAGGGAGGAAUAAUUCAUGGAAUAUGUGGAUGGCUGUAUAUAGUUUAGGGAUGGGCCUGAUAUGUUUAUGGAAUCAGGACUUUCUUUCAGCAGAGGAAUUUCUGGAACAACCUUGUUCGUUAACCAGUGCUGAGAGCUGCAUUUUCCUUUGUCAUGGUGUCACUUCUAUGGAGAUUGCAAGGAGGUAUCAUGAUUCGCAAUUUUUAUCCAGUGCCAUAAGGAGUCUCAGCAAAGCUCAUAUAACUUCUUCGGUCCCAAUUCCCAUUGUCUCAGCAUUGUUAGCCCAAGCAGAAGGAAGCAUUGGUUCUAGGAAAAAGUGGGAGAGAAAUCUUCGCCUUGAAUGGUUUUCUUGGCCACCAGAAAUGAGACCAGCAGAGCUGUUUUUUCAAAUGCAUUUGCUUGCAAGACAGAUUGCAUCCGAGUCUGACAGUUCAUCCAGGGUGGAGGGCUGCCAAAGUCCCCUGCAAUGGGUUCUUCGAGCCAUUCACACAAACCCUUCUGACUUGAGAUAUUGGAAAGUUCUGCCAAAGCUUUUGUAACAACAGAGACUCAAUUCCGCACAUUAGCACACAACUUUUCAAGAUCCUACUUUGUUUAUACAGAUUAUAGAAUGAAUCCCUAGGACUACUUGUUCCUCAUCUUACAAUCGGGUUUUGUAGAUUGACCUGUGUUUUCUUGAAUGCAAUUAAUUAACCUCCAAUUUUGUCAAGUAA